CAUCACAAGUUCACAACUUCAAAGUUUCAUUACUCAUAUGAUCAUAUCAACAAUGGCGAUUUUCUCCAAAUUACAUCUUCUCUUUUUCUCCUUCAUCAUAGCCACAUGUACAAUUUCCAUUGUCUCCGGCACCGACUUCACCUUAACAAACCACUGCAGCUCCACCAUCUGGCCUGGAAUCCUCACCGCAAACGGCACACCAAUCGGCGACGGCGGUUUUGCCUUAGCCGCAGGCUCUUCCGUCACCUUAACCGUUUCUGCAGGCUGGUCCGGUCGAUUCUGGGGUCGAACGGGCUGCAACUUCGACGCAUCCGGUUCCGGAAAAUGCACCACCGGAGACUGCGGCGGCAAGUUAAAAUGCGCCGGCGCAGGAGGAGCUCCACCAGCCACACUCGCAGAAUUCACAAUCGGCUCAUCCGGAAAGAAAAACGCAGUGCAAGAUUUCUACGACGUGAGCCUCGUCGACGGUUACAACGUUCAGAUGAAAAUCACACCGCAAGGUGGCUCAGGCAAUUGUCAAACCGCGGGAUGCGUUUCGGACGUGAACGCGAUUUGUCCAAACGAGCUACGCGUUACGGACGCCGCGGGUGUUGUGGCGUGUAAGAGUGCUUGUGAGGCUUUUAAUAAGCCGGAGUAUUGCUGCACCGGCGCGUAUAGUACACCGGCUACUUGUCCGCCGACGAAUUACUCGAAGAUAUUUAAACAAGCUUGUCCAAGUGCGUAUAGCUAUGCAUACGAUGAUGCUUCGAGUACUUUUACUUGUACUAAUGCUAAUUAUGUGAUCAGUUUCUGUUCUUAGACAUAACAGCCUUUAUUAAUUAUUAUUAUUAUUAUCAACAAUCAAUAAAAAUUGAUCAUUUUUAACUUA
Arabidopsis lyrata subsp. lyrata is the source of this 868-nucleotide messenger RNA. RefSeq names its product pathogenesis-related protein 5. Gene Ontology annotation, cellular component: extracellular region. The transcript is spliced from 2 exons. Lineage: Eukaryota; Viridiplantae; Streptophyta; Magnoliopsida; Brassicales; Brassicaceae. Gene Ontology annotation, biological process: defense response. Bases 38 to 799 code for a protein of 253 amino acids. The record is from RefSeq and is a predicted model, not a curated record.